AUGACUAAAAAUGUGUUGUCUGACACAGCUUAUCGCAAACUCGACGUUGAUGCUUUCGAUUUGGAAAAAUUUGAAGACGAGCAGGGCGUAACUGGCCUUAAACUGGAUGGUGAAGCUGGUGCUAAUAUUUUGGGGCCAGAUGAGGCACAAAUCCGACAGUUGCUACAAUCCAAUAGAAAUUUGGAUGCCUUAAAGAUUGUGCUAUCUUUUAAUCCUUCACAAAUUAAAAAUCAGGUAUUACGAGACAAAGUUGUUCAAUUAGCUACACGAGUUCUAACAAGCUUCAAAAGCGUCGAAAUGGAAUCCACAGUAAAAGCCUUGACAAUUGAUGAAGUUGAUUUAUUGAUGAAAUAUAUUUACAAAGGGAUGGAGCAACAACCGGAUGGACAAACUUGUAGUUCUUUGCUUGCUUGGCAUGCCCAGGUUCUUUUUUUGAAAUAAUUUUAGAUUGUUUUUAAUUUUUCUACAAUUUCCUUUGUUAAAAAAUAAUUUUUUAAU
Messenger RNA from Meloidogyne enterolobii, 498 nucleotides. Lineage: Eukaryota; Metazoa; Nematoda; Chromadorea; Rhabditida; Meloidogynidae. The record is from the annotation of a GenBank genome assembly.